Molecule: messenger RNA, 1403 nt
Organism: Abrus precatorius (Indian licorice)
Lineage: Eukaryota; Viridiplantae; Streptophyta; Magnoliopsida; Fabales; Fabaceae
Product: delta(3,5)-Delta(2,4)-dienoyl-CoA isomerase, peroxisomal
Exons: 2
Coding region: 11-823 (270 amino acids)
Cellular component (GO): peroxisome
Molecular function (GO): delta(3,5)-delta(2,4)-dienoyl-CoA isomerase activity
Source: RefSeq, a predicted model, not a curated record
ACGAAGCGCAAUGGAAGAGAAAUACAAAACCCUGGAAAUCGUUGAGAAGAUCCCAAAAUCAGGUGUGUUCUAUCUUAUCCUCAAUCGUCCUUCACAACGCAACGCUCUUUCGCAUGAUUUCUUCAGUGAAUUUCCGAAAGCCCUGCAUGCACUGGAUGACAACACCGAGGUCAACGUGAUCGUGUUGUCCGGUGCCGGGAACCACUUCUGCUCUGGCAUCGAUGUCUCCAUUUUGGGAUCUAUCGGUACCAAUCCAAGUUCGGGUGAGAGUCUCCGGCGACAGAUAAUGGCGAUGCAAGAUUCGGUGACGGCCCUGGAACGAUGCCGGAAGGUGGUGAUUGCCAGUAUAGAGGGAGCUUGCAUAGGUGGUGCAAUUGAUAUCGUGACGGCGUGUGACAUAAGGAUGUGUACGAAGGAUGCGUUUUUCUCGGUGAAAGAGGUGGAUUUGGCCCUGGCAGCUGAUCUUGGAACUCUUCAGAGGUUGCCUCUUAUUGUGGGGUUUGGCAACGCCAUGGAAUUGGCCUUGACUGGUCGUAUAUUCUCUGGUUUGGAGGCUAAGGAGUUGGGUCUUGUUUCUCGCGCUUUCAAUUCCAAACUUGAGCUCCAUGAUGGCGUCCGUGAUGUCGCUCAGGCAAUUGCUUCCAAGUCUCCCCUUGCAGUUAUUGGCACUAAAUCAGUGUUGCUUAAAAGUAGGGACUUAACUGUGGAUCAGGGGUUAGAUUAUGUUGCAACCUUGAAUUCUGCCAGAUUGUUUUCCAAUGACUUAUCUGAAGCAGUGAUGGCACACAUGCAGAAACGGAAGCCACUUUUCUCAAAGCUCUGACUAUCAACUCGUUUGCUUCUUACUCGCUUGUUUUUACUAUAUACUAGUAUUUUCGAAUUCUAGACCAUUAUUAUUAAUAUUCAUACCACUGGACUAAUACAUGUGGAGAAAUAAAGUGUCUUAUUUGACGCAUUAUUUAUACAUUGUUCGUUCCAAUUAUCACCAAUUCCUUUAAUGGCAAUGGGGGAAGACAUAAAAGACCCAUUACCCUUCUCUUGUGUAAGUUGUUUCCUACUUUCACUGUAACAACAAAUGAAUUAACCUUCGUCAGGGGUUUGUGGGGAUGUAAUCUUUGUAUUAUUAUUUUCAGCUUCGUUCAUAAGGCUUUCUUACAACCCCCUAGUUUAGUAUUAAGCUAUCUUAGCUUGCAUUCUGCCUUGUAAACGCCUAAAAGGUUUACCCAUCUACCAAAAACCAAGAUAUUUAGUUCAUAAGUUUCAGUAGAUUGGCAGAGUUUUUUUGGGAGCUAGACAUAGGCAGUAUCCUCCAAUGGAAGUAAUAUUAUUUCAAGUCUUUUUUUUAUGCACAAGGUUCAAAUUUGAUAACAUACUUGGAGAGAAUCAAACAAAUACCGUUUUAA